ACACCCCAGAGACUGUAAAAGUACACUCAGGUGUGCAUCCCAAGGCAGGUGCACCUGUGACGUUGCACCUGGCAACAGUGAACGGGGAAAUAAACGGGAAGAGUUGGAGAGAUUUAGCCGACAGCAAGUUUAUUUUUUUUAAACGGAUCUCGGCGUAGUCUCCCCCAAACAAAACGAGCAGGAAGUAUUAAGAAUAACAGGUGAAAAUGGGCAAAAAGUCGGACGAGGACAAGUCGGAAUAUGGGGAUCCAGCCCAGCACGAUCCCACGUUCAACGGGCCAAUACACAACAGGAGCUGCACAGAUGUGAUCUGCUGUAUUCUCUUCAUGGCUGCCAUUGGAGGAUACCUGGUGGUGGGAAUUAUGGCCUGGCUGUACGGUGACCCUCGCCACGUCCUCUACCCCCGCAACUCCACCGGAAUGUUCUGCGGCCUGGGACUGAACAAAGAGAAGAACAGCGUGUUUUAUUUCAAUAUCAUAAAGUGCGCCACGGCAACCAACAUCAUGGCAGCCGCCCUGAAUGGCCUGCAGUGUCCCACAACGCAAGUGUGUGUAAAACAGUGCCCCACUGAAUUCUGGGUAUUGUCUCCUGCGUUCUACCCCCGGACUGCGGAUCAUUUUCCCAAACCACAGUACUGCGUGCCCUCCCUUAACCUGGCCACCUCCGAGCUGACCAUCAAAGAGAUUGUUGAGAGAGAGCUUUGUCCUUUCUUCACCAUUCCUUCAUCGUCAGUGUUGGGAAGGUGCUUGCCCUCAGUUGGCUCUCUGGGCAAGAUUCCGGGAGACUUCAUCCUUCCGGGAAUGUCCUCUCCCAACCAGACGGCCAACGCCAUCCGGAAUGCCACCGGUGACCUGUUUUCUGGUUUCAACGCGGAGGAGGUGGGAGUUCGCAUCUUCGAGGACUUUGCCUCAUCCUGGCCCUGGAUCCUCAUAGGUCUGUUGAUCGCCAUGCUGCUCAGUAUGAUGUUCCUCCUGCUCCUGCGCUUCACGGCUGCGGUGAUUAUCUGGGUCCUCAUAGUGGGAGUGCUGGCUGUAAUAGCCUACGGAAUAUGGCACUGCUACUGGGAGUAUGACAACUUCAAAACCUCCGCAUUGACCUACAAGGAAGUGGGCUUCACCACCAACUUCUCUGUGUACCUGCAGAUCAAAGACACCUGGCUGGCCUUCUUGAUCAUCCUCUCCGUGGUGGAAGUCAUCCUGCUCCUGCUUCUCAUCUUCCUCCGGAAGCGGAUUCUCAUCGCCAUCGCACUCAUCAAGGAGUCCAGCAAGGCUGUGAGUCACAUGAUGUCAUCGCUGGUCUACCCCCUCAUCACCUUCGUCCUGCUGGUGGUGUGUGUGGCCUACUGGGGAGUUACUGCACUGUACCUGGCCACCUCUGGGGAUCCCAUGUACAGAGUUGUGGCCCUGAACGCCACUGAAGCAGAAUGCAGCUCCAUCAACGGCACGCAGUCCUGCAAUCCACUGAAUUUCAACUCCUCCGCCUACCAGCGCACCUGCCCGUCAGCGAGCUGCAUCUUCAUCAAGUACAACAACGAGGGCCUGUUCCAGCGGAACCUCUUCAACCUGCAGAUCUACAACGUGCUGGCCUUCCUCUGGUGCGUCAACUUCGUCAUCGCGCUGGGCCAGUGCACCCUGGCCGGGGCCUUUGCCUCCUACUACUGGGCCUUCCACAAGCCCUCGGACAUCCCCAUGUUCCCCGUCUCCCAGUCCUUCAUGCGCUGCCUACGAUACCACGUGGGCUCUUUGGCAUUUGGUGCUUUGAUCCUAACGAUCAUCCAGUUCAUCCGGAUCGUACUGGAAUAUUUGGACCACAAGUUUAGAGCCGCUCAGAAUGGCUGUGCUCGUUUCGUCAUGUGCUGCCUGAAGUGCUGCUUCUGGUGUCUGGAGAAAUUCAUCAAGUUUCUCAACAGAAACGCAUACAUCAUGGUUGCCAUAUAUGGAAAAAACUUCUGUGUGUCGGCGAAGAAUGCCUUCCUGCUUCUAAUGCGGAACAUCAUCCGGGUAGUGGUGCUGGAUAAAGUGACGGACCUGCUGCUGUUCUUUGGGAAGUUGCUGGUUGUGGGAGGAGUCGGUGUGCUGGCUUUCUUCUUCUUCUCUGGGAGAAUCAGAAUGCCCGGGGACACCUUCAAUGCCCAACAGCUUAACUACUAUUGGGUGCCCAUCAUUACCGUGGUGGUUGGCACCUACCUGAUCGCGAGCGGCUUCUUCAGCGUCUACAACAUGUGCGUGGACACGCUCUUCCUCUGUUUUCUGGAAGACCUGGAGCGAAACGACGGAAGUGUCGAGAAGCCGUAUUACAUGUCAAAGAAUCUGAUGGGCAUCCUCAACAAGAAGAACAAAGUGGCGCCCUACCCCCCCCCCCGCCUCCUCUUUUUCCGCCCCUGUGAUAACUCCGAAGGGUUGGGACGGCUGUGA
Anguilla rostrata (American eel) is the source of this 2414-nucleotide messenger RNA. RefSeq names its product solute carrier family 44 member 4 (gene slc44a4). Gene Ontology annotation, molecular function: thiamine pyrophosphate transmembrane transporter activity. Gene Ontology annotation, cellular component: plasma membrane. Gene Ontology annotation, biological process: choline transport; thiamine pyrophosphate transmembrane transport. NCBI's taxonomy places the organism in Eukaryota, Metazoa, Chordata, Actinopteri, Anguilliformes, Anguillidae. The record is from RefSeq and is a predicted model, not a curated record. The transcript is spliced from 22 exons. Bases 207 to 2414 code for a protein of 735 amino acids.